Molecule: messenger RNA, 2159 nt
Organism: Scatophagus argus
Lineage: Eukaryota; Metazoa; Chordata; Actinopteri; Scatophagidae
Gene: pnoca
Product: prepronociceptin a
Exons: 3
Coding region: 140-877 (245 amino acids)
Biological process (GO): neuropeptide signaling pathway; sensory perception; chemical synaptic transmission
Cellular component (GO): neuronal cell body; axon terminus; dendrite
Molecular function (GO): opioid receptor binding
Source: RefSeq, a predicted model, not a curated record
UGACUCCAGCCUCCACGUAGCCAGACGAACCAAGCUGAGACUGAGGGAAGGAAACAUACACUGAGCUAAUCUCAACCUGCACCCAAGGGACUCCCUUAGGCACCCACAAUCUCACCCCAUUACAGAAGAAGGUGGGACCAUGAAGACUGUGGUGGCUCUGCUGCUGCUCUGUCUGUGUGAUCCUGGACAGGGUGACUGCGGGGCAGACUGCCUGUCCUGCAGCAACAUCCUGCCCAAACAGUUCAGUUUCAACACCAUGGUGUGUCUCACUGAGUGCGAAGACAACGUCUCCCCAGCCUCCUAUCGGGACUUCUGUCGGAAAGUGUUGUCGUCACAAAUUUCCUCCCUUAGUGGUGCGAUCAGGAAAAGAUCUCAGGAGGAGGUGGAGGCCUUUUUUCCUGAGGAGGAGGGGCAACUGGAGGGAGGUCUGUUGCUACCCAUUGCAUUGCAGAGGUUCGAUCAUGUGACCCGGGCACUGGGGGUCGACGAGAGGGAUCUGGGUGGCAAAGGCAGCCAGCUGAACACUGCCUACAACUCCCAGAAUGCCCUGUCCCUCGAGGAUGACUAUGAAGAAGAAGCAGGGCAGGAAGAAGGGGCUUCUGAUGUGGCAGCAAGAGAACAGGGUGAUGUAGGGUUGAAUGUCUCCAAGAGGUUUGGCGGCUUCGUCAAAGGAAGGCAUGGCUACAGGAAGUUGAUGUCUCCUGGAAGAUCUUACCAGAAGAGGUAUGGUGGCUUCAUUGGCAUUCGGAAAUCAGCCCGCAAGUGGAACAACCAAAAACGUUUCAGUGAAUUCCUGAAGCAGUACCUUGGAAUGAGCACUCGGGCUACUGAGUUCAACAGCUUGUCAGAGGACCUCACCCAACAGAAUGAAGUUUAGCAAAGUGCAUGUUUAAGCCACUGACAUGAAACAAUUUCCUAAUGUAUUUUCACUGAUCUUGUUUAACUGGUGUCACCAAAGUUGACCUGCUAAUUCAAAGUUAAGAUUCAAUAGGCCAACAUAGAUCCAAAAGUAAAACUAAACCCACAAUCUAAGACUUCCUUUGGAGUCCUCUUUGUCUCAAGACAUAAGAAAUGCAGUUUCUUAUGUCUUGAGAUAUAAGAAAUGCAGUUUCUGUUGUCGGACCCUUUUUAAAUAUGAUACAAACAGUUACCUAUAAUUAUCAGACAUUAUUCAGUCUUGAGCAGUUUAACCCUCCAGUGGAGUUAGUGGAAAUUUCAAACCCCUUAAAAUCAGCUAAUCACUGGCAUCUUUCAGGACCCUUUUCCACCUCUGGACACCCUGAGUCAUUCAGACCUCUUAUUUAGUGCCCCCUGUGGGAUGUAUCAGUUGAACAACCAUGUUUCAUUUGAUAGUCUGCCCAAGUCCUUAUCCUCAAAAGCUUUGAUGAAAGCUUUGUGGGAUCUUGAUUCACAAGUCACAGUGAUUUACAUCAAAAUAUAGCAUACAAUUUACUGUUUAAUGUAUUCUGCUAGAAUAAUAUUGUCAUAGUCACUGGUUUUCCAAUCCCCUGAUUUAUACAGUAUACUAAAUUUCUGCACUGGAUCAUCUGUCAAAAGUGCUAAAUCUUCCUCUGUGAAGGCCUCUUGUUUUGUUUUUUUUUGUUGUUGUUGUUGUUUUGUUGUUUUUUUGUGGGGGGGUCUCCUUACUGUUGAAAAUGUGUAUUGAAACACUGUUGUCAAGUCUAGCAGAACCACUUUCUUUAUUAUACUACCAUCUUGUGGCAAAAUGCAUUAGUCCUUCUCUUUUAAAGGACAAGAAAAAGUGUUUUUUUUUCAUGUUUUGGCAUUAUGAUAAGGGUAAUGUCAGCAGUAAUGUAAACUGUAUGUGAUUUAUGGUAAAUAAAUUAAAACAUGCAAAAACACAACUACAAGUCAUUGGUUAAUCACUGUGCCAAAACUCAACGACAAGACGGGCUAGAAAGGCAGGCUUCAUGAAAAGAUUUCUCCUUCAGUCUGAUGUAACGGUGAAGUGAAAGACUACAGAGCACUCAAUAACAAUGGAUGUAUACUACUGAUCUUUCUGCCAAAAUGAUGUGAGGUACAAGUAAGCAUCAUCUCUGACUGGCGAUAGUGUUCAUUUAUGUAAAAAUAUUUCCUAUUUAUUUUCUUCGAACUGUAAUGGUGUGAAAUGUUUUUGUUGCCCUCUAUGACAACUUGUA